Molecule: messenger RNA, 495 nt
Organism: Arachis stenosperma
Lineage: Eukaryota; Viridiplantae; Streptophyta; Magnoliopsida; Fabales; Fabaceae
Exons: 2
Coding region: 1-495 (164 amino acids)
Source: RefSeq, a predicted model, not a curated record
AUGCGGAAGCUGCAAAUUCAAGAGGCACAGCCUAUAAGGAUAGCAUUGGAGAUGGCUGAUAAAUCUCUAAAGCAGGCGCAUAGGCUAUUAGAAAAUGUCAUAGUCAAGGUUAGAGAGCUCUUCCUCUCUGCAGACUUUGUGAUACUUGACAUGGGAGAGGAUGCAAAUGACUUCCUCAUACUAAGAAUGCCAUUCUUAGCCACUGGGAGAAAUCUGAUAGAUGUUGAGAGAGGAGAGUUGGUUCUGCGGCUACGUGAGGAUUACUUGGUGUUCAAGGUUUUUAAACCUUCACCAAUCUCUGGAGUAGGAGCACCCAAGACUGGUGAAUCCUCCUCAAGAAAGAGGAAAGAGAAGGCUCCCGCCUCCAGUCCUUAUUAUUUCAUCCGGUUCUUCUCCAAAACCCACGAGGAUCACUUCCAUGAGAUAGUGAGCAAAAAGAAGGUAAUCCCUGAGGUCUGCUUCGAUCUAAAGCCAAAUGAGUACCCAGAGAUCUAG